Uloborus diversus is the source of this 1427-nucleotide messenger RNA. RefSeq names its product UDP-glucuronic acid decarboxylase 1-like. Bases 107 to 1312 code for a protein of 401 amino acids. The transcript has 10 exons. The record is from RefSeq and is a predicted model, not a curated record. Gene Ontology annotation, molecular function: NAD+ binding; UDP-glucuronate decarboxylase activity. Lineage: Eukaryota; Metazoa; Arthropoda; Arachnida; Araneae; Uloboridae. Gene Ontology annotation, cellular component: cytoplasm. Gene Ontology annotation, biological process: D-xylose metabolic process.
UGGGGGAAUUGAUGACUUUUGCUUUGGAGUAUUUUUAUUAUUUUUCACUUAAACGGCGAUUUUCGUAAGAAAUGACGAAGCGUUUCGAUCGGAAUAUUUCGUGGCUAUGUUUUUUCGUAUGAAAUUCAAUAUGAGAUGGCUAUUUGGUUUCUUUUUUGUUUCACUUACUAUAACCGUUAUUCUAAGUUUCAAGCUAUUAGCUGAUGCUGUUGAAAAUUCAUCUAAUCAUCAGAGGAAUGCCUCAGAAUUUGAUUUAUUGCAUAAAAAAUUAGCACAUUUAUCUGCUCAAGUCAAUAAAUUAAGAGAUAAAACUCCAAAAUCCUAUCCAAAAGUGAAGAAGUUAGGAUAUGGGGACAGAAAAAGAAUUUUGGUGACUGGUGGCGCAGGUUUUGUUGGCAGCCACCUUGUUGAUCGACUGAUGUCUGAAGGACAUGAAGUUACAGUUGUAGAUAAUUUUUUCACUGGUAGUAAAAGGAAUAUCGAGCACUGGAUUGGUCAUGAAAGCUUUGAGCUCAUGAGACAUGACAUUGUGAAUCAAAUAUAUGUUGAAGUUGAUCAAAUUUAUCAUCUUGCUUCUCCAGCAUCACCUCCUCAUUACAUGUUUAAUCCUGUAAAAACCAUAAAGACAAAUACUAUUGGCACCAUAAAUUUGCUUGGCUUAGCAAGAAGAGUUGGUGCAAGAAUUCUUGUUGCUUCUACAUCAGAAGUAUAUGGUGACCCUGAAGUACACCCUCAGACAGAAGAUUAUUGGGGUCAUGUGAAUCCUAUAGGUCCAAGGUCAUGCUAUGAUGAAGGAAAACGAGUUGCAGAAGCUUUAAGCUAUGCCUAUGCCAAACAAGAAAAUGUUGAAGUAAGAGUAGCUAGGAUCUUCAACACUUAUGGACCUCGAAUGCAUAUAAAUGAUGGCCGGGUUGUUAGUAAUUUCAUCCAGCAAGCUCUACAAAACCAUUCUAUUACAAUUUAUGGCUCCGGGAAACAAACACGAUCUUUCCAAUAUGUUAGUGAUUUAGUAGAUGGACUAGUUUUGUUAAUGAACAGUAAUUACUCAUCCCCCAUCAAUCUGGGCAAUCCAGACGAAUACACCAUUGAAGAAUUUGCCACAGUUAUUAAAGAAUCAGUUGGAGGUGUAAGCCCCAUUGUUAAACUGACUGGUGUUCAGGAUGAUCCUCAGCGAAGAAAGCCAGACAUUAAGAGGGCAAAAUUAUAUCUGGGCUGGAGUCCAAAAGUGUCUUUAAAUGCUGGACUGAAAAAAACUGUCGAGUAUUUUGAGAAGGAACUGAUCAAAGAAAAUGCCAAAGAUGUAUCCUUCUAAAGAUGUUUAAAUAUGUUGUUGUUGUAAAGAAUCAUUUGUUGCCAUAUUGUACAGUACAGACCCUCAUAUGUUGUGGUAAAAAUUUGUUUAAUACAUUUGUUAGCAUUUAUUUGUG